Penicillium taxi is the source of this 1017-nucleotide messenger RNA. Its product is annotated as Rab family GTPase. Lineage: Eukaryota; Fungi; Ascomycota; Eurotiomycetes; Eurotiales; Aspergillaceae. The record is from RefSeq and is a predicted model, not a curated record. Gene Ontology annotation, molecular function: GTPase activity; GTP binding. Gene Ontology annotation, biological process: intracellular protein transport. The transcript is spliced from 2 exons. Gene Ontology annotation, cellular component: endomembrane system. Bases 1 to 1017 code for a protein of 338 amino acids.
AUGAACCCCACCAAAUCCCUCGAGUUCAAGCUAGUGGUAAUGGGAAGCGCCGGAGUAGGCAAAACCUCCUUAGUCCAACGCUACGUCCGCAACACCUUCUCCCCAGCAACGACAACCUCAACAGUCGGCGCGUCCUUCGUAACAAAGCGCGUAUUCGAUAAUGCCUCGGAUACGCUAAUCCGCCUCCAGAUCUGGGAUACAGCCGGCCAAGAGCGAUUCCGCAGUAUAUCACGACUCUAUUACCGCGGUGCGCACGCCUGCGUGCUCUGCUACGAUAUCACAGACGAAAACAGCUUCAACGAAAUGACAGGAUGGCUUCGCGAGCUCCGCCGCAAUAUAGAUGGAAGUGAAGGUGACGCAGACCCGCUUAUCAUCCACGUUGUCGGGACUAAAUCCGACAUCGUCACGCUGGACCCUGCGUCCCGCCGCGUGCCGUUUGAGCGCACCAUCGCUUACGUUGCUGAGCAGUUAGAUCCUAAUCGAGCUGGGACGCCGCCUGCCAGUGCGAUGAUGGAGGUUAGUAAUAGCUCGCGGGAGAAUACGCGUGGCAGUGCUAGUACGUCUGUGGCUAGUAUUUCCGGAUUUGGGAGUAGCUCGGGCUUCUUCGGGCAGCCGCCUGGCAGUGCGGGUGGCCAUUCGAACGGAAGUGCGCUGUUGAGUCCGGACUCUAAGCGUAGUUCGGCGUUCUGGGGCCAGGAGAUCGGGUGGGAUUGUUGCCAUGAGAUUAGUGCCAAGGACGGUGAGGGUAUCGACGAGGUGUUCCGGGUUAUUACUCGGAAGUUGGUUGAGCAACGGAAUCGGCGCGAUGCAGAGCUUGCGCUGUCUGCUGCGGCCUCGCCUAUCCGUGAGGGGAUUGAGGGCUUUCCGCCUAUGGAUGGGACGGGAAGUUUCCGUCUUGGUCAUGGUGAUAAGAGGCGCAGUUGGUUAGGUCUUACUAGUCCUGGACCUGGUCUGGGCGUUGAGAUGGAGGAGACGGAGUUGAUGCAGGCUGCUCGACAACGAGGUCGGUGCUGCUGA